Messenger RNA from Ostrinia furnacalis (Asian corn borer), 1834 nucleotides. It is a transcript of the gene RanBP3, whose product is annotated as ran-binding protein 3. The transcript is spliced from 7 exons. NCBI's taxonomy places the organism in Eukaryota, Metazoa, Arthropoda, Insecta, Lepidoptera, Crambidae. The coding region runs from base 121 to 1461 and encodes 446 amino acids. Gene Ontology annotation, biological process: protein export from nucleus. The record is from RefSeq and is a predicted model, not a curated record.
UGUUGUUUAUACAUUUAAAGUGAUAUUUCUUUACUUUACGGGUUCUUGAUUUUGUUCGUUGAUACUUUUAUUCAUAUAAGUUCCACACUAUUGAGAAAGAAGGAUACUCAGUGAGUCCUCAUGCUGCAUCAUCAACGCAAAUCUCCAAUGGAGGACUAUUACAAUGGAUCCUCACAGUCCCGUGUGGUGCUGGCCAAGCCAAGGCUCGGUGGAUUCGGAUCGUCCAGUUUUGCUUCUAGUUCUAACAAAAGCUGCAACCCGUUUGGCUCAGUAUUGCGCCCACCACAGUUGAAACCGACCAGUAAUCCAUUUUUAAAAGUGACUGAGAAUUUUGAGGCAGCUGAGAAAGAUAAGGAAAAAGAAAAAGAUAAGGAUUCUGAAGGCACUUCUGAGGAUAGGCUGAAAGAUACUAAAGAGGAAACAGAGGCUCCUAAGUUCAUCCCACUAGGUUCUGCUAAUGUUACACCGAGGACUAGUAAUCCAGUAGUAGCUCCAGCGCAAGCAACUGCCAGUUCCGCUGGAUUUGUGUUUGGUCAGAAUUUAAGUGAACGAGUAGUGAUAAAUGAGAAUUUAAACAAUGGGGAAGCAUCAUCAGUGGACCACAGUACAACCAAUGGCGCAUCCGAAUUAUUGUUUACAAGCGCUGCAGCAUCCGUCAAAGAAAAUAAUCAGGACGAGGCAAGCUCAGGCGAAGCGAGCAGCAGCGACGGCGGCAGCCUGGCGGCCGCGGCGGCGGAGUACGAGCGCUCGCACGCGCGUCCGCCGCCGCCCACCGCGCACUACAACGUCACCGGCGAGGAGGGCGAGACCAACGUGCUGCAGAUAUCCUGCCGCCUUUUCGCGUGGGAGGCCGGUAGCUGGCGCGAGCGUGGCCGCGGCGUCCUAAGGCUCAACGACCCGCCAUCGGGCACUACCGGCGGCGCCGCGCGACUAGUCGCACGCGUGUCGGGCUCGCUACGAGUCGUAUUGAAUACCAAGCUGUGGCCCGGGAUGGUGGUGGAGCGGGCCGGGACCAAGUCGCUGAGGAUCACCGCGGCUGACGCGCAGCAGCAAGUCAAACUGUUCCUGAUCAUGGGCGCACCAGGCGACAUCAACCAGCUGUACAGAACUCUAACCGCACGUAUAUCCGUCAACAAGCGCGUGGGCAACUGCUCCCAGAACUCCACGUCGCAGAAGGCCGCCGAGCGACUCGAGGCCGCCGCCGACGAGGCCGAGUACUUAGACAAGGCCAACGACGACGUCUACGGCCGCGAGGAGACCCGGUACGACGACAAGGAGACGACCGACGCCCCCCAGGACACGCCCACAACCAGACUCGAAGCCCCGCCCCAACGAAAGACUGAGCCCGAAACCAGCGUCGACGACACCCCAGACAAGGAAACCAAGUCGCUCAAGCGGAAAGAACCGGCCGAGGACGAAACGUCGCCUAAGAGACAGUGCCCCGAAAUAUUAAUAGAGUGAUAACGAAGGACCCAGUGUAAAGAUUGUGUUGUACGUAAACGUAGGUUCGUCCCACAUCAUGCGAGCUCUGGAUUUCAAAAUCUUAUGUAUCCGAGGAGAUCUGUAGAGAUAUUUAUGAUUAAAUUAAUAUAGCCUAUUAUGACAUUGUUGAUUAUUAACGGAGCGUCCAUUUCUUGACGAUCACUACCGCACGGGCAGUUAAAUUUAUAUUAGUACAAAAACGUUGUAAAAUAUUUUUGGCUUAAAGUAAUUUCACAUUCCAAUUGUUGCAAGUGAAUGCAUUGAAAAGCAUGAUCGGCCGGAGCUGACUACCAAAUAAAACAACUAAUGUGGUUUAUUUUCUAAUAGUUGAUAAAUAAAUAAUUUUACAUUA